This is a messenger RNA of Drosophila subobscura, 895 nucleotides long. RefSeq lists its product as uncharacterized. Bases 4 to 891 code for a protein of 295 amino acids. The record is from RefSeq and is a predicted model, not a curated record. Lineage: Eukaryota; Metazoa; Arthropoda; Insecta; Diptera; Drosophilidae. The transcript has a single exon.
AUCAUGUCGGGCAGAUACCGCAGAUUCUGUCCACCGCCACCCAACUACAAGACCUUGUUGGAGGCAAAAUAUGUAGAUCGCCUCAAGCGACUGCAUAACUUGGUUAAAAUAGUGAAUCGGCCCCUUCUCAUUGUUUUGCAUUUGUUCGCCGAUGAUGUUGUGACUUUGAAUCAUUGGAUAGACAUGAUCUAUGAACUGGCGGCACCCGAGGCGCAUGGAGCGGCAAUGGAUUUCUUCAUCGACGAUGUGUAUGGGGCUUAUGUCUUCAAUGAGUACGAAUUUAAUUUUUAUCGUAGUGAAGAUAUGGGCUACUCCAUGGACUCACCUCCGCUAAUAUACGGUGUAACUGCAAAAGGCAAAGUGGUUUUCUUUGGAAAUUUGGAGGGCCCACAUGUGCCCACCGCUGAGAGUCUGAAAGAGUUCUGUGAGCAGAUGGCGAUGGGAAACAUAGAGCCACUCCGUCCUGUCAAAGUGCUGCAUGUUGACUUGGCCAGCAUGAAUGAGCUCAUUUAUUCAGAGAGUCUCGACAUCGCGCUGUGUUUGUACAGCUCUCUGCAGAAUGGCACGGAGGUGAACAAGAAUUGUAUGCAAUGUCUGGAGAUACUUUCCGAUAAACUGAAACAGGAGCCCAUUUGUUUGUAUAAACUGGAUACCCACGGCGUCAUUUUGCCAAAAAAGUUUCAAGUGGAAUCGACACCCGCAUUGUUCUUUCUGCAGGGAUCCAGAAAACAUUGUCCAAUUCUAUGCAAGUACAACCUCAAUCUACAGGGUAUGCUGAAAUUUGUGGCUGGAAAUGCAAGCACGGAACUACAUCAUUAUAAUUGCCUUGGACACCACAGACUGUAUGCGGAACUGCAAAUGCACAUGGAAGAUUACUUUGGCAAGAAUUAGCAAC